AUGGAGCAGCCCGAGGACAUGGCGUCGCUCAGCGAGUUCGACUCCUUGGCGGGCAGCAUCCCGGCUACCAAGGUGGAGAUCACCGUGUCGUGCAGGAACCUCUUGGACAAAGACAUGUUUUCCAAGUCUGAUCCACUGUGUGUCAUGUACACUCAAGGGAUGGAGAACAAGCAAUGGAGGGAGUUUGGACGCACCGAGGUCAUUGAUAACACGCUCAACCCAGACUUCGUGCGCAAGUUCAUUGUGGAUUACUUCUUUGAGGAGAAGCAGAACCUCCGUUUUGACCUAUACGAUGUGGACUCCAAGAGCCCGGAUUUAUCUAAACACGAUUUCCUGGGCCAGGCCUUCUGCACCCUUGGAGAGAUCGUGGGGUCCUCUGGGAGCCGCCUGGAGAAGCCCCUCACAAUAGGAGCAUUCAGCCUCAACUCCCGGACAGGCAAACCUAUGCCAGCUGUGUCUAACGGAAGUGGUCUUUGGAUGGAAAGCUUCAGAACCACUGGUCCGGAAGCUUCCGGUGGUGUCCCAGGGAAGAAGUGUGGCUCCAUCAUCCUGUCUGCGGAGGAGCUGAGCAACUGUAGGGAUGUCGCCACAAUGCAGUUCUGUGCCAAUAAGUUGGACAAGAAAGAUUUCUUCGGGAAAUCCGACCCCUUCUUGGUGUUCUACAGGAGCAACGAGGAUGGAACGUUCACCAUCUGUCAUAAGACCGAGGUCAUGAAGAACACCCUCAACCCAGUGUGGCAGACUUUCUCCAUCCCCGUGAGGGCCCUGUGCAACGGGGACUACGACAGGACCAUCAAGGUGGAGGUUUACGACUGGGAUCGUGAUGGCAGCCACGACUUCAUUGGGGAGUUCACCACCAGCUACCGAGAGCUGGCGCGGGGCCAGAGUCAGUUCAACAUCUACGAGGUGAUAAACCCCAAAAAGAAAAUGAAGAAAAAGAAAUACGUGAAUUCUGGCACGGUCACACUGCUUUCCUUCGCGGUAGAGUCAGAGAGCACCUUCCUGGACUACAUCAAAGGAGGGACACAGAUCAAUUUCACCGUGGCUAUUGACUUCACCGCCUCCAAUGGGAACCCCUCGCAGUCCACGUCCCUGCACUAUAUGAGCCCCUACCAGCUGAACGCCUACGCGCUGGCGCUGACCGCCGUCGGGGAGAUCAUCCAGCAUUACGACAGCGACAAGAUGUUCCCUGCCCUGGGCUUCGGGGCCAAGCUGCCCCCUGACGGCAGGGUGUCACAUGAGUUCCCACUGAACGGCAACCAGGAGAACCCCUCGUGCUGUGGCAUCGACGGCAUCCUGGAGGCUUACCACAGCAGCCUGCGCACGGUGCAGCUCUAUGGCCCCACAAACUUCGCCCCUGUAGUCACCCACGUAGCCAGGAAUGCUGCCACCGUGCAGGAUGGCUCCCAGUAUUCUGUUCUGCUCAUCAUCACUGAUGGCGUCAUCUCCGACAUGGCGCAGACGAAGGAGGCCAUCGUCAACGCUGCCAAACUCCCUAUGUCUAUCAUCAUUGUUGGCGUGGGCCAGGCUGAAUUCGAUGCCAUGGUGGAGCUGGACGGUGAUGACGUGCGGAUCUCCUCCCGGGGGAAACUGGCUGAACGGGACAUUGUCCAGUUCGUGCCCUUCCGGGACUACGUGGACCGUACCGGCAACCACGUGUUGAGCAUGGCCCGCCUGGCCCGAGAUGUGCUGGCCGAGAUUCCCGACCAGCUGGUGUCCUACAUGAAGGCACAGGGCAUCCGCCCACGCCCACCACCUGCCGCACCUGCUCAGUCGCCUCCACAGUCCCCAGCCCACUCACCCCCUGAGUCCCCCCUCCACACACAUAUCUGA
Molecule: messenger RNA, 1833 nt
Organism: Arvicola amphibius (Eurasian water vole)
Lineage: Eukaryota; Metazoa; Chordata; Mammalia; Rodentia; Cricetidae
Gene: Cpne5
Product: copine 5
Exons: 22
Coding region: 1-1833 (610 amino acids)
Biological process (GO): cellular response to calcium ion
Cellular component (GO): plasma membrane
Molecular function (GO): calcium-dependent phospholipid binding
Source: RefSeq, a predicted model, not a curated record